Messenger RNA from Mercenaria mercenaria, 2939 nucleotides. Its product is annotated as protein PIF-like. The record is from RefSeq and is a predicted model, not a curated record. The transcript has 9 exons. NCBI's taxonomy places the organism in Eukaryota, Metazoa, Mollusca, Bivalvia, Venerida, Veneridae. Gene Ontology annotation, cellular component: extracellular region. Bases 152 to 1357 code for a protein of 401 amino acids. Gene Ontology annotation, molecular function: chitin binding.
AUGAUUUCAGGCUUUGACGAACGAGCCUGGUGAUAUAUAAACAUUUUAAAGUUGAUAGCAAUGGUAGUUUUGUUAACAUAUUCAAAGUUGUCAACCAGUCCUGUCUUUUAAUAUUUGUGAUAUUGUUUUGGGAUUUUAAACAGACAGCGUGAUGAGGUUAAUUUUGCUCGUGAUUACCGUGCUGACUCUGCAGACAGUCCUUUCACAAGGUCAGCGUAAGAAGAAAGUUCCAAGUGUAUGCGACAAAGCCAAGAUAAGGUAUGGCGUUGGAUUUAAUCCUCAUCCUUUUGACUGCUCACAAUUCGUUCAAUGCUUCUACUACCCAAGGAGACGAGUGGAACCAGUCUACCGGACCUGCGAUUUUGGAGAAUUCUGGGACCAAUCUAAAUUACGUUGUUUACCCGCCAAAUAUGUAAACUGCAAAUUUGACAAAUGUAAAAUCCCAGGAACGCUGUUUUACAAACAUUCAGAUCCAAACAAAUGUAACGCAUACUGGCAAUGUGUGAACGGCAUACCAUACGGCCAAUGUUGCCCAGAAGGAGAAGGGUUCCAUCCAGUCCGUGGCUGUAUCCCAAACCCAUCUUGUAAAGAUAUGUGUCCGCUAAAAGAUCGGUUACCAGGUUGCAACAGGAAACCGGUAUCUGGAGCACCGACCAAGUUCGAACAGUACACAGACAACGGUAUCUGGGAGAGAGAAAACUGUCCUAGUGGAGCCGCCUACGAUCCGACCGACUGCGACUGCUCCCUUAAAGGCAUUAUUGUACCUGGCAGAAGAUGCAAACCGGAUGUUAAAUUAACUUUUGACAGAGACCAGAUUAAAGACAUUUCCGGAAACAACUAUAGAAUUUACUCAGAAGGUGUAAGCGUGUAUCGUGGCGCCGCCUACUUCCGGGGAAAUUCUCGUCUGGUUAUAGACCGAUUGAGGCCAAGUAAAAACGACGAAGGUGUACUUAUCAUCAAGAUGAGAUUCAGGGAGGACAAAAGACGACGAAGAUUUGUUCGCGGUCUUCAAGGCUUGGUCACUAACGGUCAUUGUGGAAAAGAACCGUCGGUCGUAAUAGCAAAGUUACAAAACAAAAUCCUUCUUGGAGCAGAGGCGAACAUAUCAAGGCAAUUUCCACUACCUAUCGUGAACAAGCCGUGGAAAGAGGUGAUAUAUAUUAAGGACGAUUACAAACUUACUGGACGAGUUUGCGGGGCCGCGUUUAAUGACUGGUGUAUAGGCAAACUUAGAGAUACUAACUGCGGGUACCAGAUUGGAGCAGCACCUGGUCUUGCUGGUUUUGUUGGACUGAUUGAUGAUAUAUCCAUAUACAGAUGCAAGCCCUUGGAUGCGGUCAUCAAUAUAAAUUAUUAAAGAAAGAUACUCAUAACAGAUCACUCAGUUUAUUACAGUUAAACUGGCAAAUGCUUCAUCAUUCUCAAAACAAUCUGUUCCACAGUUAAACAUUAUGGUCUAGAUAAUAAAAGUGUUUUUUUAUUUUACUUACUGUGCGUGUGAGACGUGUUUUCAGAAUUUCGUUUUAUCGAGAUAACAUGUUUUGAAUAACAUUUCGUAAGUUAAACAGAACCUGCAAAUUGAUUCCCAUUGUGAUAUUUAUUAUAUGAUUUUCUAUGAAUUAUUGGAAGAAUUAGACUUAAUAUAUAUUGUAUUUUCACAAUUCUGAACACCAUAUAUAGGUUUUACUGGUAUGGAACUAAAUAAUGGGCAAUUUUUUGUUUUAGGCCCCUCGGGUAACCCCGUUUAUCAUCUCGCGGGUCGGAGAGCCAUCAAUCUAUUAUUAACCUUACAAUGUCAUAAUAUUUUCUGAAUGUUUACAUAGUUCAUAGCAUUUAUACGCAAAAACACACAUCCACAUAUCAUUAUGCUUACUUAAAGCUUCAUAUCAACACUUGUGAAAUUUUAUGGAGAUUUUCAAAUGCUUUUUGAAAGAUAUUUUUUGAUACUGACUUUAUUUAUGUUUCUAGCACUAUAUUAAAACAUAAAAUGAGUACGAACAUAAUUUGGUCUAUGAUAGGUAAAGAAAGAAGAAUUUGGAUGUUCCCACAGGAAAAGCUUACAUUAAAUAAAAACAGUAUUACAUUUGUAUCUUUCCACAUUGAAUUUAUUAAAUUAGUUGAAUAAAAUUUAUAAAAUGCUUGGUAAAGCCUCGCUUUUUAUUAUUUUAUUCAAUUAAUUUAAUAAAUUUAAUAUGAAAAGACACUCGUGUACCAUCCUUUAUUUAAAGAACUAUUUAUUUCUUAAAUUUAAUAUCUAUAAAUUAAAACGGGUAACAUUUAGUUAAGACCAUUACAAAUACAUGGUAUAUAAAGAAUUGCUUUACGUAAAUGUAUUCAAAUGUCUUUCAUUUUUGAACAUCAUAGCUGUGUUUAUCCCGUGACUCUGAAAACAUUGCAAAUGAUGUUUGCUUAUUAUUUUUAUAGCUAAUGUAACAUUCUGAAAUUGUCCAAACACAAAAUUUCGAGACAGUUGGCAAAUAAACAAGUGUAAGUUCUCAACCUUUCGAGCAACCUGUUGGUUUCUUUCAACGACAACUUUAACAUGUGUGUGUAUAAAUGCCCAAAAUUUUAUCACGAUAUCUAAUGGUAUCUUUCAACGAGAAUGUUCCCAUUAUUAUGUAUUAUGUAAAUGUGUAAUUAUGAAAAAUUUUGCUUAUCCAAUAAAAUCCAUUCAUCAUAUUUUUUUUUUUUAUAAUUACGUCUUGGUAGUUCCCCGGGAAAAACAUGUUCGGUAAACGAGCAUUUCAUCCCCUUUCGCGUCAUUUUGUAUGAUUUGUGUUAUUUUUUUUGUCAUAAAAACCACAAUGUUUAUAGUGUAUUUUCAUUUAUCAUCAUUAACUUAUUGCUCAUUUGUGUGUUUGAUAGAUCAUUUAAUACUUGUUAAAUCUCUUUUGAAUAAAUUGUAUUGCUGUUAUAUUAAAAGUAUUUUAUAUAACAAA